Sinocyclocheilus rhinocerous is the source of this 1080-nucleotide messenger RNA. Its product is annotated as DNA ligase 1-like. The record is from RefSeq and is a predicted model, not a curated record. Gene Ontology annotation, molecular function: GTP binding. Bases 1 to 1080 code for a protein of 359 amino acids. NCBI's taxonomy places the organism in Eukaryota, Metazoa, Chordata, Actinopteri, Cypriniformes, Cyprinidae. The transcript has a single exon.
AUGUCUGCUCCUGGUCCUCAUGUGUUCCUGCUGGUGAUCAAACUGGGGGUUAGAUUCACAGAAGAAGAGAGGAACUCAGUGCAAUGGAUUCAGGAGAACUUUGGAAAAGAGGCUUUGCUUCGUACCAUCAUUCUGUUUACUCACACUGAUCUGCUGAAGGGUACAUCUUUAGAGGAGUACAUCAGGAAAAGCCACUAUUUACCAAAACUAGUUGAUAGUUGUGGUGGCAGAUACCACUCAUUCAACAAUGAAGAGAGAAACAAUCAAUAUCAGAUCACAGAACUGCUGCUGAAGAUCAAUGCAUUGAGAAGAGCAAAUGGAAUGAGGCAUUACACUCCUGAGAUGUUCAGAACAAUCCAGACAGAGAUUACAGGGAAAAGCGGAAUGAAGUUGAACAUUACACAUAUUUUGAGCGUUAUCAUAGUGAUAGUACUUAUUUUUCUAGGAGCACAGCAAUGGAACAAUAUGUUUCAAAAGGAGGAAGAGAAACUGAAAAAUGACAUCGAACAGAUGGAAAAUGAGGUGCAGCAACUGAAAAAUGAGCUCCGAGAGAAUGAACAGAGGGAGCAGCAUCUAAAACUAGAUCUCCUACAGAAAGAUCAAGAGGAGCAGACACUGAAAGGGAAGCUCUCACAAAAGGUAGAUGAUGAGAAGAACCUGAGAAACAAGAUAGAAGAGAAGGAAAAAGAGGAGAAGCAGCUGAGAAAUGAGCUCUCACAAAAGGUAGAGGAUGAGAAGGACCUGAGAAACAAGAUAGAAGAGAAGGAAAAAGAGGAGAAGCAGCUGAGAAAUGAGCACCUACUGAAUGAAAGGGAAAAGCAACUGAAAAAUGAACUACAGACAGAAGAGAAGCAGCUAGAGCUAGAAAAUGAGCUCCAACAGAAAGAAGAGGAGAAGCAUCCCCUAAAAAAGCAGCUAAUACAGAAGGAACAAGAGGAGUUGGAGCUAAAAAAUGAACUGCUACAGAAGGAACAGGAGAAGCAUCAGAUAAAAAAGAAGCUUCUAGAUAAGGAACAAGAGGAGUUGGAGCUAAAAAAGGAGCUGCUGCAGAAGAAACUGGAGAACAGGAGGAACAGCUAA